UCCGAAUUGCACUAGCCUAUCGUUGUCAGCUGAAGCAGCACACGGGGUUCCACCUAUCUGUCGUGGCGAGUGGAUUUCUGUGUGGGUUUUUUUUCUCAUUUUUGUCAUAUAACUGGAGUUCACAGCAGUUAGUCCAGCCCUGCUAAUGCAUCAGCCAAUCAGAGACAAGACUGCAGUGUGUAGCGUGAGCGUGAUGAUGAGAAGAGGCGGGACAAGAGGAGGAGAGUUGAAGGACUGUGCUUGUGUGUGUGCGUGUGUGUGUGUGUGCGUGUGUGUGUGUGUGCGUGUGUGUGUGUGUGUGUGUGUGUGUAUGCACGAACGUAUGUAUGUAUGGAGGCGGAGUGUUAGGUGUUGGAAGAUGUUUAGUUUCCCAAUGUGUGAUAGUCAUCCUGAUCUUAUUAAGGGCUGGGUUCUUUCUCUCCUCUUCUGCCUGCCUGGCUGGCUGCUGAUUCUGCUGCCGCUUGAAGGGGAGUGUUACGCUGCGCAUCUGGAAAGGCCCGAGACAUAGUCAGUUCCCCUCUGCGUUUGCUGUCUCUCUCUCUACCUCCCUCUAACACUCUGCCAGAUGAAAAUGUCAGAAGAGGCUGAAUCUCUGUCAAACGGGUCCCAGAAGACGGACCUGUCUUUGGACUUGGAGGACUGCAUGGCAGCGCUUGACCUGUUCCUGAGGAAUGACUUUGAGGAUGCCCUCUCUAGGCUUCGAUGCAGAACAAAAGACAGCAUGUACCACGCGCUCACAUACGCCACCAUACUGGAGAUGCAGGCCAUGAUGACAUUUGACCCGGAACACAUCCUAGCAGCAGGAAACACCAUGAAGGAGGCUCAGGGAGUCUGUCAGCGGUUCCGCAAAAAGUCAACCUUUACAAACAGAAACUUCACAGAAGAGGAACUCCAUGCUGAAGUGUGCUAUGCAGAAUGUCUCCUACAGAGGGCAGCACUCACCUUCCUUCAGGAUGAGAACAUGAUAAGUUUCAUCAAGGGAGGAAUAAAAGUUAGGAAUAGCUACCAGACAUAUAAAGAGCUUCAUAUGAUCCUCCAAUCUUCAACAUAUGUUAGUGGUGACAACCAUGGGCAUUUUCAAGGCGGGGUCAAGCUUGGAGUGGGAGCUUUCAACUUGAUGAUCUCCAUGUUACCCACUCGGACCCUCAGGCUGCUGGAGUUUGUAGGUUUCUCUGGCAAUAAGGAGUUUGGACUGCAGCAGCUGACCGAGGGCUCAGCAGGUCAAACCUUCAGGUCCUUCCUGUGUAACAUGCUGCUGCUCUGCUACCACACCUUCAUGAGCUUCAUCCUGGGCACUGGGGAGGGAGAUGUGGAGGAUGCAGAGAAACUCCUUCAGCCCUAUCUCAAACAUUAUCCUAAGGGGUCGAUCUUCUUAUUCUUCGCUGGUCGAAUUGAAGUUAUCAAAGGAAACCUGGAUGCUGCUAUAGAGCGCUUUGAAGAGUGCUGUGAAGCACAGCAGCAGUGGAAGCAGUUCCAUCACAUGUGCUACUGGGAGCUGAUGUGGUGUUUCACAUACAAGCGGCAUUGGAAAAUGGCCUACUUCUACGCUGAUCUGCUCAGCAAAGAGAAUGCCUGGUCCAAGGCAACGUAUGCAUAUAUGAAGGGUGCCUACCUCAGCAUGCUGACCAAGGAGGAAUGCCAACCGUUCGGGGAGUGCGAGGUUAUGCUGUUCAGGCAGGUACAUGGGCUUAAGCAGAAAAUAGCUGGAAAGUCUUUGCCAACUGAGAAGUUUGCAAUCCGAAAAGCUCGUCGCUACCUGUCUGAGAACCCUAUAACACUACCUGCACCUCCGCUGGAGAUGAUGUACAUCUGGAAUGGUUAUACAGUCAUAGGAAAACACAAAGACCUGACGGAGGGCAUGCUGAAAACACUGGAUGAUGCACAAGUGAAGCUCGACAGUAGUCCAAGGACAGAGUUCUCCAUAGAUGACCAGUGCCUGGUGAGCCUUCUUAGGGGUCUGUGUCUGAAGCACCUGGGACACCAGGAAGAGGCUGAACACUACUUCACCCUUGUCCUCUGCAAUGAAACACAGAUCAAGUUUGACCACUACUUGGUUCCCAAUGCACUGCUGGAGCACGGUCUGCUGUGUUUGGAACAAGGAAGGAAGGAGGAGGGCAUCAAACUCCUGGAGACAGCCAAGCAAAAUUACAAAAACUACUCCAUGGAAUCGAGGACACACUUCCGUAUCCAGGCUGCUUUGCAUAAGGCCAAGGGCACAGGCGAGAAUGGGAUAAACACCAUCCCGUCCAGCCCCUAGCUGGUAGGGGCCAGAAAACAGGGACAAUGUCCAGACGUCACAGUGCAUAACCCAUUGUAGCAAGGACCAUCCACAACCAGCAGCAAGCAAGACAUCAAUCUGGACUGCCUUUGAGUGGCCAGACAUCGAGCUUUCAGAAAGAUACGCAACACUACACAAACUGUAUACUGAAAGGUUUGAAGCGUACAGACACUAGUGUUUACUAAGACAAAUAAAAUAGGGAUGCAAUAUAGAACAGCACACUGGUGAAUGGAGAUGAACAGGGUCUUAUCAGUCAACUGCGAAAACCUGUGAUUAGACACCCAUACGGAACGUUCUCACUCGCUAGCAUAAAUACAUUUGCUGACAAAUACGUCAUGAGGGGUUAUGUAACAUAUCUGAGCAGUUGAUGGCUACUUUACUAAAAGCACUGUGGCCAAUCUUGGACAAUGUCUGUCUUGGAUUGAGCGUAUAUAAUGGCAGAUAAGGUCCUGCUCUAACUUCUUUAUGUGCUUCUUCUACUGGUUCUAGACAUAUAUUUAAAUUUUUCCUUCCUUUCUUCACACUGAACAUUUCAAGUGAAGUUUUGGCACAUUGGAUCAACUCGAGCAAUUUCUGUGAAGGACUGCAUGACCAGUCCUACCAAGAAUUUGGGAAAUUGUGCCUACAGUCAUUUGCACAAAGUAAAAUUGUCCAGCCAUGCAAACUCACGUUGCAGGAAUACAAGUGUGAUGGUAGGGGGUGAAUUUUCCUGUGUUUAAUUUAUUAACUGUAAUGGCGCCUUUUACAGAAUUGUCCCGUUUUAAGUGGACAGAUGAAUGUGUCUUUUAGAAAGGCAAAAUCCUUCCUUUUUCUCUUCACAUGGAUGCAAUCCAACAGUACUUGAGCUCAGACAAACUAGUCUUUGACACAGGAACGCCAGGCUGCCAGUUCCAUAUGUAGUGAGUGAAAUGUUGACAACCACUAGAGCCUUCUAUAUAUAAAUAUACAGUUCCAACAUCAACAAUUACAAGAAUGGCUUACAGGGAGUUGUUGUACAUUGAAUAGUUAUGUUCCUGUGUAAUAAUUUAGCUAAAAACAGUGUAUGUAAUUUGUAAUAAAACAAAUUGGUUUUUACAUGUUCUAUGAUUAUUUAAACUCCAUUUACAAAAAAAUUAGUAUCUAAACCCAAACAUUAGAAUUGUGUUCAGUUUAAAUAUUGUAAUUAGAGUGUUUGUGUUAAUACUUAGAAUAAGCUUUGGGGUGAAAGAAAUUGACCAGGAGUCAAUGUAGAGUUUUCUAAAGGGUUGAGGAAAUAUUUAAAUAGAUUUUUUUUUAUAUGGAGAGAUUAUCUUAUUUUGGGAUGUUCAAAUGAUUAUCAGACAUGUUCAUGUUUUGUUGUUGUUUUGAAUUUACUGAUAUAAAGUGUACAACCAA
This is a messenger RNA of Esox lucius (northern pike), 3652 nucleotides long. RefSeq names its product tetratricopeptide repeat domain 39A (gene ttc39a). The coding region runs from base 566 to 2257 and encodes 563 amino acids. Gene Ontology annotation, molecular function: protein binding. The record is from RefSeq and is a predicted model, not a curated record. Lineage: Eukaryota; Metazoa; Chordata; Actinopteri; Esociformes; Esocidae. The transcript is spliced from 18 exons.